Molecule: messenger RNA, 7406 nt
Organism: Gorilla gorilla gorilla (western lowland gorilla)
Lineage: Eukaryota; Metazoa; Chordata; Mammalia; Primates; Hominidae
Gene: SKIL
Product: SKI like proto-oncogene
Exons: 7
Coding region: 935-2989 (684 amino acids)
Biological process (GO): negative regulation of BMP signaling pathway; negative regulation of transcription by RNA polymerase II; negative regulation of transforming growth factor beta receptor signaling pathway
Cellular component (GO): cytoplasm; nucleus; transcription regulator complex
Molecular function (GO): RNA polymerase II cis-regulatory region sequence-specific DNA binding; SMAD binding; DNA-binding transcription factor activity, RNA polymerase II-specific
Source: RefSeq, a predicted model, not a curated record
UUGGGGUUAUCCCAGGCUCGCGGGUGGGGGUGGGGGGACUCCUCCCUUUACUUCCCUCCACCCCCUUGCACACCCACCCCCAGGCUUCCCGUGUCCCUUGUUCUCCCUCUCUCCGGGUUAGAGAUAGGUGGGUGGCUUUGAGUGGGCGGAGGACUUCAGGGUUUUAGGGGCUCCCCCAUUCUAGGUCAUGCCUCUUGCUCUCUUCCUUGGCCUGUGUUGAGUGAGGUGUGUUCCUGUGGUGGACGAAAGUCUGUACGAUGGUUGGUGGCAUUGGUCCUUAAUCCUUUGGGUCUGUUUUAAGAUUAAUUAAAAGAAGAAUGAACUAUAAUCCUUGAAGAUAACUGGGCAAUUUUUUAAGUCGGAGGCUGUUCUUACUGGUGUGAGGAUUUACACACGUCUUCAGUUUUCAGCACAGACCAGCAGACCAUCAUUUUUAGAGGAAAUACUCCCUCUGCCCUCCUUUUUGGUUUCCUUGGUGGUAAAGAUUAAAUUUGGUUGCAUCGUUUUGACUUGUGUUUGAGUCUAGAUUUUAUGGCACAAGGAAUGGCGUAAACUUUUAAUGUGUUUUGCUUAAAACAAACCAGACCAUUGCAUUGACCCUGGACAUCUUUAAUUGAGAAAUUGGUAACUUUAUUUUAAUAUGUAUAUCUGAAGAAUUCAAGAAAACAAAGGCAUUCUCAGAGGUGUGCCGCUUUUCUUUAUUAUUAGAGGCAAAACGAACAAUUUUAUAGGAUUUGUAGUGAAAUUAUACCAGAUUAUAAGGAGAACCAAAACUAAGUCGCAAAAUUUAUUAAUUUGAGGGGAUCUCGCUUUGUAAAGUUUGAGAGUAAGUUACGGUAAGCAUUUGUAUCCGUUCAUUACUUUCCUCUUUUCAAAUAAGCAACUAAAUAGAAAUGCUAAUCUCAGACUUAAUUAUUUAACAGAAGAGUGUAGCAUGGAAAACCUCCAGACAAAUUUCUCCUUGGUUCAGGGCUCAACUAAAAAACUGAAUGGGAUGGGAGAUGAUGGCAGCCCCCCAGCGAAAAAAAUGAUAACAGACAUUCAUGCAAAUGGAAAAACGAUAAACAAGGUGCCAACAGUUAAGAAGGAACACUUGGAUGACUAUGGAGAAGCACCAGUGGAAACUGAUGGAGAGCAUGUCAAGCGAACCUGUACUUCUGUUCCUGAAACUUUGCAUUUAAAUCCCAGUUUGAAACACACAUUGGCGCAAUUCCAUUUAAGUAGUCAGAGCUCGCUGGGUGGACCAGCAGCAUUUUCUGCUCGGCAUUCCCAAGAAAGCAUGUCGCCUACUGUAUUUCUGCCUCUUCCAUCACCUCAGGUUCUUCCUGGCCCAUUGCUCAUCCCUUCAGAUAGCUCCACAGAACUCACUCAAACUGUGUUGGAAGGGGAAUCUAUUUCUUGUUUUCAAGUUGGAGGAGAAAAGAGACUCUGUUUGCCCCAAGUCUUAAAUUCUGUUCUCCGAGAAUUUACACUCCAGCAAAUAAAUGCAGUGUGUGAUGAAUUGUACAUAUAUUGUUCAAGGUGUACUUCAGACCAGCUUCAUAUCUUAAAGGUACUGGGCAUACUUCCAUUCAAUGCCCCAUCCUGUGGGCUGAUUACAUUAACUGAUGCACAAAGAUUAUGUAAUGCUUUAUUGCGGCCACGAACUUUUCCUCAAAAUGGUAGCGUACUUCCUGCUAAAAACUCAUUGGCCCAGUUAAAGGAAACUGGCAGUGCCUUUGAAGUGGAACAUGAAUGCCUAGGCAAAUGUCAGGGUCUAUUUGCACCCCAGUUUUAUGUUCAGCCUGAUGCUCCAUGUAUUCAAUGUCUGGAGUGUUGUGGAAUGUUUGCACCCCAGACGUUUGUGAUGCAUUCUCACAGAUCACCUGACAAAAGAACUUGCCACUGGGGCUUUGAAUCAGCUAAAUGGCAUUGCUAUCUUCAUGUGAACCAAAAAUACUUAGGAACACCUGAAGAAAAGAAACUGAAGAUAAUUUUAGAAGAAAUGAAGGAGAAGUUUAGCAUGAGAAGUGGAAAGAGAAAUCAAUCCAAGGCAAAUGCACCAUCAGGAAUGGAAUUACAGUCAUGGUAUCCUGUUAUAAAGCAGGAAGGUGACCAUGUUUCUCAGACACAUUCAUUUUUACACCCCAGCUACUACUUAUACAUGUGUGAUAAAGUGGUUGCCCCAAAUGUGUCGCUUACUUCUGCUGUAUCCCAGUCUAAAGAGCUCACAAAGACAGAGGCAAGUAAGUCCAUAUCAAGACAGUCAGAGAAGGCUCACAGUAGUGGUAAACUUCAAAAAACAGUGUCUUAUCCAGAUGUCUCACUUGAGGAACAGGAGAAAAUGGAUUUAAAAACAAGUAGAGAAUUAUGUAGCCGUUUAGAUGCAUCAAUCUCAAAUAAUUCUACAAGUAAAAGGAAAUCUGAGUCUGCCACUUGCAACUUAGUCAGAGACAUAAACAAAGUGGGAAUUGGCCUUGUUGCUGCCGCUUCAUCUCCGCUUCUUGUGAAAGAUGUCAUUUGUGAGGAUGAUAAGGGAAAAAUCAUGGAAGAAGUAAUGAGAACUUAUUUAAAACAACAGGAAAAACUAAACUUGAUUUUGCAAAAGAAGCAACAACUUCAGAUGGAAGUAAAAAUGUUGAGUAGUUCAAAAUCUAUGAAGGAACUCACUGAAGAACAGCAGAAUUUACAGAAAGAGCUUGAAUCUUUGCAGAAUGAACAUGCUCAAAGAAUGGAAGAAUUUUAUGUUGAACAGAAAGACUUAGAGAAAAAAUUGGAGCAGAUAAUGAAGCAAAAAUGUACCUGUGACUCAAAUUUAGAAAAAGACAAAGAGGCUGAAUAUGCAGGACAGUUGGCAGAACUGAGGCAGAGAUUGGACCAUGCUGAGGCCGAUAGGCAAGAACUCCAGGAUGAACUCAGACAGGAACGGGAAGCAAGACAGAAGUUAGAGAUGAUGAUAAAAGAGCUAAAGCUGCAAAUUCUGAAAUCAUCAAAGACUGCUAAAGAAUAGAAACUGUUAGAUUCAUCUGUGUAUUACUGACAAGGUUUUUUUUGUUUGUUUGUUUGUUUGUUGCUUGCUUUGGUAAUUGAAUUCUGAAGAAUUUAUCUGCAUGACGAUAACUAGGCAUUCUAUCCAUUUGUAGAUCAGAGAAAGUGAAGAGAUUAUAUAUUAGUACUUAAAUUUUUACAUUUUCCAAAUGAAUGAAAAUGUAUGUUUCUUUGUACUUUUUUAAAAAAAUCAGCUUAGUAACAAUACUAUAUGGUUUCAACUAGUAGGUAAUCUGCUUAUAUUUCUAAUGCAAAAAUUAACAAUUGUGUACUUUUUAAAAGCUGCAAUAUGUGAUGGAAAAUAGCUGUGGUCAGUUUUGUUAUCCAUAUUUCAGACUCAAUUUUAGAUACAAUGGUGGCUUUAUAUUUUAAGUAUAUAGAGCUACUCAAGGAGUUGAAUCUCCCCUUUUCUCAUUAACACAAUUUUUCUAAGUUGAUAUAGUGUACUCAUUAACAUACACCAAAUUUACUUUUACUUUGUUCAGAUUGUGGAAUGAAUUUCCACCAGUUCUCUUCUUCUUAAUGUGUACCCUAGGAGGAAUUUUACUGAGGUUAUAGCAUACCCCAUGAGCACAGUGGGGAAGAAGAAUGUGUUGUUAUGCGCUGCUGCUAAACAGAAGCAGCAGUUGUAAUUUGUUAUUCAGUUUAAAUGUGGUUAUAGUUAGAUUUUUUUUUAAGCAGCAACUUUUCAAAAAUAAAAUGUGAUAAUUUCUGAACUUUUGUUCAUGUUGUUAAUAGUGGUGUGAAAAUAUUAAUGUUCUUGAGAAAAACUGAUACCACUGUUGUGUAUCAGUUUCUAUACAAUCCAUAAUCCUCCUGUACAGUUUUUACAUGUAGUUAUGAGUCUUACUAAAAUUUAUAUAAUGGACUUGUUUUCCUUUAAGUUGUAAAAUGUUAAACACCUUGAAGGUUAUUUUGGACUUCUGUAUGUUUAAAUGUUGUCUUACCAAAAUUUGCACGAAUGGACCAUUUUCAUUUACUACUUAAUAUCAAAAUCAGGAAUUUACAGUCAACUGAUAGUACAUGAUAGGUGCAUAUAGGACAGUUUAGUUACCUGCUACUAAAAGAUUUUUAGAUAAGUUUUAGAAGGUAAAGGAAUUCCAUAGUUUCGGGAGGGACAACAUCUUCUGCACUUUUUUUUUGCACAGAAAAGUCUGUCAUUCUCUAAUGGCAAAUUUCAUAUUUGUUAAUUCUUGGCUCAAAAUACAUUAGGUAAAAUUCUUAGAUCUGUUUUUAAAGGAAGUUUCCUGAAACUAUCAUUAAUUGACAUUAUUACCCCAUGGAUUUUAUGGGAUAAUAAAUGUUCUUCAUGUUCUCUUAUAAGAUACUAUGUAUGAAAUUACUUCAGAGAGCUAUAUUUAUUUUAAAAUAAAUUAGCUAGGGUUAAGGUUAUAUUCUAUUUCCAGCAUAGAAGGUAGAUAAUCUAAUGGUGUAGAAAGAAUCACUAGGUUGUCAUUUAACCAGUUAUUUUCAUAUUUUGCUUAAUAGUACAUAUCCAAAAAGAAUUUUGUACUUCCCCAAAUGUAAUUUAUUUACUAAAUUGAGUAUAACCUAAAUGUGUGUUUUCUAUUUUCCAUUUAAAUUUUGCUAUAUUAAGACUAAUUUAAUUUGUUGAGUCUUGGAAUCUUCUCAAGGAGGAACAAAUAUUAAAAUGACAUGUAGAAACAAUUUUUUUUUUUUUUUUUUUGAGACAGAGUCUCGCUGUCUCCCAGGCUGGAGUUCAGUGGCGCAAUCUCGGCUCACUGCAAGCUCUGCCUCCUGGGUACACGCCAUUCUCCUGCCUCAGCCUCCCGAGUAGCUGGGACUACAGGCACCCGCCACCACUCCCGGCUAAUUUUUAGAAACAAAUAUUUAAAGUGACAUAUUCUCCCAAUACAAUCUAUUUAGAUCUGGAGAAGGAAAAAUCAGAUAUUUAUGAUAUAGUUUUAUUUUAAUUUUGAAUUAUUUGUGUCACAGCUCAGCUUUUUGGAAGACAAACUCAAACACCUAUAAUUUCAUUUAUAUUUCUAAUUUACUUGGAACCUUUCUGCUUUAUGUUACCUAGAAAAUGAUAAUUUGUUUAACCCAAAACUUCUAAAAUAAAUUGCUUAAUCUUUGAAAUAUGUUAUUGGAAAAUUUUAAGCAGUGCUUAAAGACCAUUAAAUUAUUAUGAACUUGUAAUUCAGAAUUGAGUAAAGAAAUAUUUUUUCUAGUCCUUCAUAUAUUGAAAACUUGCCACAUGACAUUGUAUCGUCUUCAUUUUCCAGAAGAUGCGUUGGUGUGCCAUAGGUUUCUGUCUAACUUCCUUGAAAAUAGUUUUUUAAGUCAAUUGUAAAUAUACGUAUUAUUGUUAAAAGUAACUUUAAACUGCACCACAUAGCUUGAAAACAAUAUAGAGAUUUUGUAAUACCUUAUAAGUGGAGUUGGCUAAAAUAUCUUAUCCAUAUAAAACUUAUCCUAUUCUUUGCAUGCUUAUUUUGUGUGUUGGUUGCUAGCUUAAAGUUUGAUUUGUUGUUACUUUUUGUGUGCCAAAUUCACUAGGCAAGCAGAUUUUUCCUCAGACUUCAAAAAAUAAUUCUUUUUAGAAAAAAUGUAAAAAUGUUUACUUUAAAAAGCUGCAUUAAAGGGACAACCUAUAAAAAGUUUUGCUAGCUCAUCUUUAGAAGGAAGAAAGAAUAUUAGCUUGGGUGAUGUUUAAUUUGGGUGGUGAUAGUUUCUGUAGGCUAAACUUUAUGAGAAAAGUGUACCUACUCUAUAAAGGUAAUAAAUGUAAAACCUCUUGCUGUUACUGAGGAAGCUCUUCAACUACCCUAAAUUUCACAAAUGUAACUUAUAACACUAUGAAAAGAUCUGACCAACAAUUUACGUUUGCUGUGUGCUUUAGUUUUUGUUUAAGCAUAUUCUUUUGCUUGAAUUUCUGUGUUCAUGAGAGUUAGGGUGUUUUAUGCUUCUUGAACUAAUUUUAUAACAUAUUUAAUAUAUUACCAGUUAAGAUAUAAAAUCAUUUGUACAUAGCGAAUUGUAAAGCAGCUAUUAAAGUAGGUGAAAUAAAGUAUAUAUUUGCUGGUUAUCCAUAUCUUUUAGAAGUCCUGACAGAACAACCAGUUUAUUUGCACAUAGGUAGCUUCUGUUUGAAGGAAGGUAAAGUUAUAAGGAAACUCAAGUACUAUAAGAUGUGUCAACGUAUUUCUCCAGAAUUAAUUGCAAAGCUAGUGCUGAAGGAUUUUAAUCAGCUUCUAAAAUUUUCUUCUCAAUAAGACAUAUGUUUUGAUUACUUAGGGAAGAUUCCUCAUUUUUAUUUGCCCUUUAUGCAUUUAAUCCACAUGAUAGGACAUUAAAAAUUAAUAUAAAGAAAAAUCGUGCUCAUACUGUACAUCUAUUUCUGUGCUUGGAACUACUUGUUAAUAGUUUUUAUCGAAGCUGUCAGCAAUAAGGGACAUAAAACUGCUGUAUUAUACAUUGUGGAAUUGAAUAAACAGCCUAAUUUUUUUUUUUUCUAGUAUAGGGUACUUAAGCAUUUCCACCUUUGGAAGAAAAGCGUAUUAGUAUUUUAUAUUGCAUUUCAUUUAAAAGGACAGUUUUUUUUUUUUUGUAAAUCCUUUCAUUGAAAUGGUUUCUAAACUAUAUAAUGUAAUUUGGAGCCUAUUUAGUAAUAGAAUUAAAUGUCCUAUGUAGUGCUACAAUUUUUGAAUUAGAAAGUGAUCAAAUGUAAAAAAAAAAUUUAAAAAUUAAGCCCAGAAAACAAAAUAGUGUAUUACAUUAGUUUAAUGUAAAAGGAAUUUAUAAGAUUUUUUUCCUCAAUAUAGAUACCUCACUUGAAAAGAAAGCACAGCAUACUUAAAGUAGUUCUAGUAAACAUGUCCUAGAAAACAGUUGCUAAAUGUAGGACAUCUUUUGAGGAAUUAGUUUAUGAGAAAUAAAAUUUUACUUGUUUUUACUAUCCUGUUAGAAGUAUUUGUUUAUCCUGAUAAUUUUAAGCCAACAUAGUAGUCUUAAAUUACUUUUGAAUUUCUAAUCUGUGAAGGCAGUAAAUGAAAUAUCUGUUCUGCAGCUGUUGAAACAAAUAAUUGGCUACAUUGACCAUAAUUAAAUUUAAAAUUUUGCCAAUGAUGUACAGUUUUAUAGUUAAAGUUGCUGUGGUUGGUUGCAUUACAUGACACAGAAAACUGUCCUCUACCUCACGUGAAAUAAAUAUUUUAUAUGGUUUUACUAAAAAUAAGACUCAUGUAUCUGGUCACCUAGUUUACAAAUUUUGAAUUAUAUUUAUUGAAACAUGACAUACUGUGCUCUGAGCUUAUACCUCAAUUGUAUUUUGUGCUGUUUUCCAUUUUCAUGCCUUGUAAAUAACUUGUAUAGAUUGUGGAUCAAAUACUAAAUAAAAACUUUUAAUGCCAAUUAAA